AUGAGAAGGGCGGUGAUAUCAAGGCCUCUAGGCGUAGCCAAUCGGCGAGGUAAUUUUUGUGCGAGACGAGGGUAUGCGUCCUCGUUACCGGAAUGUUUAUACCAAGAUUUGACAUCCCGCCAACUUCCUUUAUUCUUUGAUUAUCUCCAUCCUCAGCCCUCUCACCUCUUGGAUCUAACAUUAACAGGCUUAUUUCCCAAAUUAGACGCAUUCCCUCAAACGCAAACCACUCUUCCAACUAUCAUCCGGCCUUCGCCUUUACCACCGGCCCACCACCUAGUCUACUUCCCUCCACAAGUCACACCGUCCCAGCUCUUACCCGACGGCACCGAUACCCUGCAUUCUCCUGGUGCGCCCUUCAAUAGGCGACUAUGGGUCGGCGGCGGGGUUAGAUUUGCAGCUACAAAUAAAUUAAUGCUAAGCGGCCGCCGCGCCGUAUGUAUUGAAGGAAUCCGCGAUGUUAUUGUCAAAGGCCAACAGGGAGAAGAGAAAAUAUUUGUCAAGAUAGAGAGGCAAAUAAACACCGUGGGAGAAGGCGAGACUGAAAAUGACAUAAGGAAACGAAUAUGGAGGAGUAAUAACAAGGAUAUGGGAGAGCACGCCCCAGUCGUCGAGGACAGGAACCUGGUGUUCAUGCGCGAUAAAACCGCCGACCAAUUAGACCGGGAUAAGGCGAAGUUCUCUCAGGUCUCCAAAACAAUUAAAUGCUAUCGGAACCUACUUGUGCACGGUCCUUUGACAUUGACCCUUCUUCUUACGGCCCUCUGCCACCAUCUACAUGGAACGGGCCUGACUAUCAGCGACAUUGAUUACAAAAAUUUGGCACCCCUCUAUGUGGAAGAGGAGUUAGCUAUCUGUGGCAAGCCAAAACCAACCAGAGAUAACGCCUGGGACGUCUGGAUCGAGGCAGGUAACGGAGCAAUGGAUGACUUUCGGGCUCUUCCUCCCGUCGCCAGCAGGACACUUACUGCACUCACAUUUAUUGAGUCGGCAUUAGUUCACAGUCAAUCCCUCAGCUAUUAUUUUGUCCCCCUUAUCCCGAAGCUUCUUUUCAAAUUUCGUCCCGAGAUAUGGAGGCUAUGCACACCAUAUCUCUUGACAGAUCCAAAGCUGAAUUUUGUGUUUGACCUCUAUUUCAGUAUGCCGGUCAACAUGGGCAAUCCUGGAAGCUUUUUCGUCUACGUGCUUUUCAUUGCGUCUGUUAUUAUGGGUUUUACUUGGGAGCCGGGAUAUUCACGCAGGGAUAACAAGGGCACUAGAACCAUGUUCUUCGUAGUCGAGAUACCCACCUUACUCCUGCCCUGGGCGAGGCUUGCCCUAACUUUCGUCAUGAAGGGGUGGUACUCCGCGUCUAUUGAAUUUACAGGAAUAGUGGCCGCUCACUUGUAUGACUUUGUGACCCGCAUAUAUCCGACUUUUGGUGGAGGGAAAAACUACAUUGUCACACCUGCAUUCAUUCAAAGAUGGUUUACUGGGUCGUUGCGAGGAGGCCGGGAACGCGUGUACGGUCAAGCCUACCGGCCUCCGAACGAAGCGGAGAAUCCUCCCCGGGGUUGGGCGUCGUCUAUCCGAACUGCCUGGGAUACCAGGGGCUCAGGACGCAGACUCGGUGGAAAUUAA
This is a messenger RNA of Aspergillus versicolor CBS 583.65, 1620 nucleotides long. RefSeq lists its product as uncharacterized. Gene Ontology annotation, molecular function: (3R)-hydroxyacyl-[acyl-carrier-protein] dehydratase activity. Gene Ontology annotation, cellular component: mitochondrion. The coding region runs from base 1 to 1620 and encodes 539 amino acids. NCBI's taxonomy places the organism in Eukaryota, Fungi, Ascomycota, Eurotiomycetes, Eurotiales, Aspergillaceae. The transcript has 7 exons. The record is from RefSeq and is a predicted model, not a curated record.